Molecule: messenger RNA, 3140 nt
Organism: Vigna radiata var. radiata (mung bean)
Lineage: Eukaryota; Viridiplantae; Streptophyta; Magnoliopsida; Fabales; Fabaceae
Exons: 9
Coding region: 661-2859 (732 amino acids)
Molecular function (GO): phosphoprotein phosphatase activity
Source: RefSeq, a predicted model, not a curated record
UGUUGUUCUGAGAAAAGUUCAGAGGACCACCGUUUUUUUUCCCUCCAAAAUAUAUGAUUGAUGGGUAGCUUGCACCGGCGCCGGUUAUCCCUAAUAAAAAUGAAAAUUGUAAUAAGGGUUGUUAAAAUGCAUAAAAUGUUGCGUGUGAUUGGAUAACACCUUUAUAAGAUUCCUAAUUGCUGCUUUAGUUGCUGUUUAAGAACAACAGCAGACUAAAUCCUCCGGUCACUGUAACCUUCUCAAACCCUAAAACUGUAACAUCGCUUCGAUUAGCCAAAUCCACUGCCGCCGGUUCAACACAAGACUCGUCUCUCCCUUUAUCGUUGUGUUUAGAAGCUGAUUCGAGGCUUUUAGGGGAAGUGACUGAAAGAGGCUUUGGCAAUAGAUUGGAGUAUAGGUUAGAUUCAGUAGGUACAUUCAAUUAGAAAAAUUAAAGCUUAUUGUAAGAUAUAUAGAGACAAAGAAACGAGGAUUUGCUGGGUGGUUAUGUAACAUAUAUUUAGACAAUUUGCUGGGUGGUUAUGUAACAUAUAUUUAGACAUAUAAAACGGUGUUUUUGCGGGGUGAUCUUAGAUUAUCACUAUUAGUUUGGCAGUGUGUUUGGAGCCUCUGCAUCUUUCUUGUCUAGGAGGUGUUUUUCCAUUUUGGGAUCGGGGAUUGAUGGAUGUAGUAAAUGAUUUUCAUAUGGGAGGAUCAACCAGUACAGAGGAUGUAAAUUUGUCACAGAAGCGGAGGACGCCGAAAAGGAAGAAACAAGAAUUUAAUUCGACAAAGCAGAAUGACAAGAGCAAACGGAAGAAGACAACACAUAAUCCUAUUGAAGGCAAUAAUAGCGGUUGUGGCACCUCAGAGAAUUCUUUUUCACCAAAAGCUUCUGUUCCUGCAUUGGAUAUGCAGUCAGGACAUCCAAUUCAAUGUUUUUCCACUGAUCCAAUAACAAGUCAAUCUUGUGAGGAAGUGGGUUUUUGUCAAGGAGGCCAUGAAGAAAAGGAGCAAAAGAUGAUAAAUGCAACUGCAGAAAAAGCUUCCUCACCUGCAUUGGAUAUGCUGUCAGGACAUCCAAUUCAAUGUUUUUCCACUGAUCCAAUAACAGGUCAAUCUUGUGAGGAAAUGGAUUUUUAUCAGGGAGAUCAAGAAGAAAAGGAACAGAAGAUUAUCAGUACAACUGCAGCAAAAGCUUCCUCCCCUGCAUUGGAUUUGCUCUCAGGACGUCCAAUUCAAUGCUUUUCCACUGAUCCAAUAACAUGUGAAUCUUGUGAGGAAGUGGGUUUUUGUCAGGGAGAUCAUGAAGAAAAGGAACAGAAGACAAUGGAUACAACUACAGAAAAGCAGCAUAACGUUCCAGAAGUAAGCUGCAACCACACUUCUGUUGCAGCAAGUCCGGAGCCUUUUUCGAAAGAGUGUGUGCCAGAAGUUGUAAAAUUGAGUACUGAGCAUAGCAUAAAUGAUAACAUUUCCAACCCGGAGGACAAGAAUAGUUUUGUAAAUGAUACAAGUAUGAUGAAGGAAGAUGUUGAUGACCCAGCAGAUUAUGAAUUGUCCGAUAAAAACAUGUGUUACAAAGCCUGUACAAGGAGACAAAUGGUUGAUGCUGAUUGUAGGAGAAGCAGUGGUGACCAUGCUCCUGAAAGUGCUAACAAGGAACCAACUUUUCAGGAUCGUGACAAGGAUCAUUCACACCAAUUUUCUGAUGGAUCAUUGAGAGUUGGCUUGAUGGGUGGAGAAACAAAACUUUCAUUUGAUCAAGUUACCUCACAUAGUGGAGCUGCAGCUGAGGAAAUAAAAUUGAGCACUGGCAUCAUUGAUGAGAAAAGAUUUAUUACUACUUCUGUUGUAGACAUUCCUGUGGAGCAUCUCGAAGCAGAUGGUAGACAACAGGAUGAUACAGAGAUUACAAGAAGCAAUCUGUGUUCUGCAGGUGAGCAAAUAGAGUUGAACACUGACAAAAUUGAUGAGCAAAGGUCUAUGACUGCCACAUCUGCUGUUGGCAUUCAUGUGGAACAAGUUGAAACUAAUGGUAGACAGCUAGAUCAUGCGGAGAUUACAAGAAAUGAUCUGUGUUGUGCAGGUGAUGUUUCUGAUUUAAGCUUAGACACAGUAAGAGAUGGUCAUUUAAAGAUUUCACAAUUCUCACUAGACAGAAGUGAUUUGGGGAACCCAAAGAAGAAGCUUCUCAUCCUUGAUGUGAAUGGACUGCUUGCUGAUUUUGUCAGUAUCCAUGACACUAGAACAAGAUAUAGACGAGAACGAGAGCCAGAUUUUAUACUGAAAGGGAGAAAAGUCUACAAGAGGCCCUUUUGCGAGGAUUUUCUACAGUUUUGCUUUGACAGAUUUCAUGUAGGAGUAUGGUCUUCUAGAGCCAAGUGCAAUGUUGAUGAAGCAAUCAAAUUUCUUAUGGGGAAAUCUGCAUCCAAACUUCUCUUUUGUUGGAAUCAGUCCCACUGUACUACAACUGAAUUCACUACUGUUGAGGAUAUACACAAGCCCCUUGUGUUGAAGGAACUUAGAAAAUUGUGGGAAAAGGAAGAACCCGAUCUACCAUGGGAGAAGGGAGAGUUUAACGAGUCCAACACAUUAUUAUUGGAUGACUCCCCUUACAAGGCACUAAUGAAUCCUAUGCAUUCAGCUAUAUUUCCUUAUUCUUACCGAUACUUCUACACCAGAGACUCAGAAUUAGGACCAGAAGGUGAUCUUCGGAUUUAUCUACAAGGGUUGGCUUUAGCUGAGAAUGUUAGAAAGUACGUGUCAGAAAAUCCUUUUGGGCAACGGCCAAUAAGAGAAGCAAAUCCAUCAUGGGUUUACUACCGUAGAGUUAUAGAAUCAGUUCAAAAGAAGCGAUCAGGCACUACAUUUGUUUAAUCACUCUGAUGAAUGAAAUGACGUUCAGUUUUGUUUACUUAAUACUUAAGCCAGAAUGACUAGCAGGGCAUAUAGUUCAUUUGUUUUCAUCAUUUUUUGACCUUCUUGGAACGUUUUUGGUUUGGUGUUGGAAAUCACUGACCACUGAACUCCAGUUUAGAGCUGUUCAAAUUUGAUUAUUAUGUAAAACUUGGAUUAACAGAAUAAACUAGAGUCUCAUCUGGAGCCACUUCAGCUGGCUUUUGGAUCCUCAAAAGAAUAUGCAAGUCUAUUAGGUAUUA